CUUGGUCAGGCGUACUCGGAGCGGGUUCGUGGGUCGCCGGCUGCUGCGGGGAAAGGCGGGGAGUGGGGGGCAGCUGUGCUGCGGGGGCACGCACGCAGGCGCGCACCCGUCUCUGGAUCCGCCAUGGCAGGAUCCGCGCAGGGGCCGCUCGGGAGGUUGCGGCACCUGUGCGGCCGCUACCAGGACUACGUGAAGCGACACCCGGCGGCCACAGCUCAGCUGGAGAGCACCGUGCGCGGCCUCUCUUACCUGUUGCCAGGUCGGUUUUCUGACUCUCAUGAACUGUCUGAGCUGGUUUAUUCUGCCUCCAAUUUGCUGGUGCUGUUGAAUGACUGGAUCCUUCGGAAAGAGCUGCAGCCCCCUCUUUCUGUGGCACUUCCCCAGCAGAAACUGUUGACAUGGCUGAGUGUCAUCGAAUGCGUGGAGGUCUUUGCUGAGAUGGGGGCAGCCAAGGUGUGGGGCGAGACUGGCCGGUGGGCCAUCAUUGUCCUCAUCCAGCUGGCCAAGGCCAUCUUGCGCCUCCUGCUCUUGCUGUGGUACAAAACUGGCAUCCAGACAUCUCCUCCUAUUGUGCCUCUAGACAGAAGGCAGUCAUUGCAGCAGAAAGAUAUGGAGGUAAACUCAAUAGGGAAGGAGCGGAUAUAUGUGGGGAAGCGCUGUAGCCGUGUUGUGAGAUCUCUCGAUAGCACCCCAUCCCUGCACUCCAGACAUUGGGGAGCACCUCAGCAAAGGGAGGAGAAGCAGAACCGAAGAGCAAUGGAGACAGACCAGCUGCCAACCCCUUUGAGCGCCCAGGAAACAGUUGCUGAGUCCAUCUACAUUACCCGCCCGUUGCUCCACUUGGUGAGCGUAGGCUUAUGGGGACAGAGAUCUUGGAGACCCUGGCUCCUUUCAGCAGUCUUGGAUAUCUCAAGUUUGAGUUUACUGAGUGACAUGAAAGAUCUCAACAAGCGCGAGCGUGUGGAGCUGAGGCGUCGGACUCUCCUGCUGCUGUACUACCUGCUGAGAUCUCCUUUCUAUGAUAGAUACUCUGAGGGCAGGAUCCUCUUUCUGCUGCGCCUGCUGGCAGAUUACGUCCCUGGAGUUGGCUUAGUCACUCGGCCACUGAUGGACUACUUGCCAGCCUGGCAGAAAAUUUAUUUCUACAACUGGGGUUGAUUUGGCCUCAGCUCAGGUUAUUGCAACCAGAGGGCGCUCAGGCUAAAAGCAGAGGCUUGUGGUGGUGGAUGACUUUAUACAGUGGGAGGCAACCUUGAGACUUUAAAGAACAGCAGCAGCAGCAGCAGCAACACAACAUGUGUCUUUCUAUGGCUUAUGCUAAUGAUUACCGAGAGAAGAGUAAGGGCUCUUCUGACAUCUUUUUUUUUUUUAUGUAUCUCCCUGUGAACUAAGAAUGCUACAAAGAGUAGGUCUUAAGGUUCCUAUGCUACUCCUCUCUCCAUUCUGAUAUAUGGUUUUGGAUCUCAUGGGGCUUAUGGAGGGGGACCCUUUUUUUUGGUAUGUAUUUUCUAUGGCUAUGAAUGAAUAAAGCCGGGAGUCGGCAGUGCUUUUGGGCUAA
Molecule: messenger RNA, 1558 nt
Organism: Podarcis muralis (Common wall lizard)
Lineage: Eukaryota; Metazoa; Chordata; Lepidosauria; Squamata; Lacertidae
Gene: PEX16
Product: peroxisomal biogenesis factor 16
Biological process (GO): peroxisome organization
Cellular component (GO): peroxisomal membrane
Source: RefSeq, a predicted model, not a curated record